GGGGGUGGGGGAGAGAGGCUCCCGAUUCCGUGUAGCCAUGAGCGCCGCCGCGUCGCCCGGGUUCGACGGCGUUCGGCUGGCCCUCUGAAGGCCCGCACCAUGAGCCAGGCCAGCACGCUGCAGCGCCGCACCACCUACCUCAUCUCCCUCACCCUGGUCAAGGUGGAGGAGGUGGGGGAGGGCGGGGUCCGGCAGGGGAGGGGGGCGGACGGAGGCGAGACGCCGGGAGGGGCGCCGGGGGACGAGGAGUGGUCCGCGCGCUCCCAGAUGGAGGAGGGGGAGGGCGACACGGAGCAGGAGGAGGACGAGAGCCUCGCCACGUCCGCCAGGGAGAAGGCCACGCCCCGGGGCGGGGACGGCGCGCCGCCGGGACGGCCCGACGCCAGGACGUCCCGCGCCGACGGCGCCUCUUGCCCCGGAACCAAAGACGGUGCAAAAUCGUUCCCCCCUGCCCUGGAACUCAAAAGGAGGAGUGAGUGGGUGGAGGGAGUGGUGGAGGGGGGGUUUCAGAGAGAGGGCGAAGCCCCAAAGACGGAGCCCGGCAGCGAGACCUCGCAGUCCUCCUGCGUGUCGGCGGACGCGGGCGACGGCGGCGUCUCUGUGCGGGCCGGGGCGCGGCCGGGGGCCCUGGCGAAGGGCCACGGGGGCCCGGCGAGCCGCCGAGACCUGAGGGAGGCCCGGGAGAGCGUCCCCGCCUCCGCCAAGAGCCUGGACCGCAAGGACGGCAAGGCGCUGGCCCGCUCGCCCGGAACCGGCGCCCCGGGGCCCUGCAGGGCGUCCUGGGCCGACAGCGAGGGGGCCUUCAAAGCGGCGGCGCGGGGGAGCGAGGGGGCCUUCAAAGCGGCCGCGCGGGAGAGCCCCCGGGCCGAGAGGCUGAAGGUGGGCUCCGCCUCCCUCCCGGCCCCCGCCGCGCCCGCGCCCAAGCCCCCGCGCAAGGGCAAGAGCCGCACCCUGGACAACAGCGACCUGCACUCCCUGUCGCAGGACCUGCGGCGGGGCAAGGAGGGCCAGGCGCCGCCCCCGCCGCUGCUGGGCCAGUCCCAGCGCACCUCGGCCCGCGACCGCAAGAUGCUCAAGUUCAUCAGCGGGAUCUUCACCAAGAGCUCGCCCGUCCCGGCCAGCGCCGCCACGGCGCCGCCCCUCUACGCCUCCGUGCAGCGCGAGUCCAGCGAGGAGGAAGCGGCCUGUGCCAACAGUCAAGAAUGGACCCUGAGUCGCUCCAUCCCUGAACUUCGCCUGGGGGUUCUGGGCAGUCUCAGGAGUGGAAAGUCUGCCCUGGUCCACAGAUACCUGACAGGGAGCUAUCACCCUCUGGAAUCUGCUGAAGGGGGCCGGUUUAAGAAAGAGGUCCUGGUGGACGGACAGAAUCACCUGCUGCUAAUCAGAGAGGAGGCCGGCCCGCCGGAUGCACAGUUCAGCUCCUGGCUGGACGGGGCCAUCCUGGUCUUCAGCCUGGAGAACGAGCCAAGCUUCCAGGAGGUGUACAAGAGCUACAGCCAGCUGGCCGUGCACCGCAACGUGGCGGAGGUCCCGCUGAUAGUGGUGGGGACGCAGGAUAAGAUCGGCAGCACCAACCCGCGGGUGAUCGAGGACGCGCGGGCGCGGCAGCUGUGCUGCGACGUGCGGCGGUGUACGUACUACGAGACCUGCGCCACCUACGGGCUGAAUGUCAACCGCGUCUUCACUGAAGCUGCUCAGAAGAUAGUGGCGGUGAAGAAGCAAGCACUCCUCCUGGCGUCCUGCAAGUCCCUGCCCAACUCCCCCAGCCAUUCGGGGGGCUCCACUCCCCUCUCCGGAGCCUUUCCUGGACAGGCCAGUAAUGGAGGCCAGAGCAGUGACUACUCCUCCUCUCUGCCCUCCACCCCUGUCAUCAGCCACAAGGAGAUGAGGGGGGUGUCGGGAGGUGAAGCAGGGGGGAGCGCCACCCCGGGGCCGCAGCGGAGCACCCCCCGCCGCCGCACCUCCCGCUUCACGAACCGGCGCGGCAGCGACUCGGAGAAGAGGGCUGCCGAUGGUAAAGGGGACGUGGGCAGCGGGCGGUCGAUCCCCAUCAAACAGAGCAUCCUGCUGAAGCGCAGCGGAAACUCCCUCAACAAGGAGUGGAAGAAGAAGUAUGUUACCCUGUCCAACAACGGCAUGCUGUCCUACCACUCGAGCGUCAACGACUACAUGCUGAAUAAUCACGGGAAGGAGAUAGACUUGUUGCGUGUGACGGUCAAGGUGCCGGGGAAACGGCCACCGCGUGCUGUGACUUCCUGUGGCCCCGCCCCCGGCCUCAACGGAUUGGUCAAGGACAUGCCUGGGCCCGACGGGGCAAGUGCAGCUCCUACAUUUCCCAGUAGCCUCCUGCCAGUAGAAGAGGGGAGUGGGAGUGGCGUGUCACCAAGAGGGGAUAAGGGGGCACAGAAGUGCCCCUCAUCACUUCCAAGCAAGGCGCAAAGUGUGGACUCAGCCAUUGAAACAGUAUCCAGUCCCCCCUCUGCAAAAGACCUGGCUCCAGCCUCCCCAAUGAUUGACAGGAAGAAACACAGAAGGAAGAAAAGCAUGAACCAGAAAGGCGAUGCUGCCAUUGGACAAGCUGAGGCCAAGCGCAAAAUGUGGAAAUUAAAAAGCUUUGGUAGUUUGAGAAACAUUUACAAGACAGACGAGGAAAAUUUUGACUUCAUGAUCGUGUCGAGCACGGGCCAGACGUGGCACUUCGAGGCCCAGAGCAUGGAGGAGCGGGACGCCUGGGUCCAGGCCAUCGAGAGCCAGAUCCUGGCCAGCCUGCAGUCCUGUGAGAGCAGCAGAAACAAGGCUCGGAGGAACAGCCAGAGUGAAGCAGUAGCACUGCAGGCUAUUCGUAACGCCAAGGGCAACAGCCUGUGUGUGGAUUGCGAAGCGCCAAACCCCACGUGGGCCAGCCUGAAUUUGGGGGCGCUGAUCUGCAUCGAGUGCUCGGGGAUCCACCGUAACCUGGGGACCCACCUGUCGCGCGUGCGCUCGCUGGACCUGGACGACUGGCCGCGCGAGCUCACCCUGGUCCUCAGCGCCAUCGGCAACCACACCGCCAACAGCAUCUGGGAGAGCCGCACCCUGGGCCGCCAGAAGCCCACGCCGGACUCCACGCGGGAGGAGAGGGAGUCGUGGAUCCGGGCCAAGUACGAGCAGCGGGUGUUCGUGCCCCCCCUGCCAGCGGCGGGCGGGACCCUGUCCGCCCGGCUGCUCUCCGCGGUCACCCAGAGGGACCUCCCCGCCCUGCUGCUCCUCCUGGCGCACAGCACCAAGGAGGAGAUCAACGCCCCCCCGCCCCCCGUCCUGCCCGGCGGCGCCCCCCAGCAGCCCCACCCCGCCCUGCACGCCGCCUGCCAGCUCGCCGACGUGGUCAUGACCCAGCUCCUCGUCUGGUAUGGCAGUGAUGUGAAAGCGCGGGACACCCAAGGCCAGACGGCGCUGGCACUGGCUCGCCGGGCGGGGAGCCAGGAGUGUGCGGACAUCCUGCUGCAGCAUGGCUGCCCAAACGAGCCCCCCCCGCCCGCCCUCACGCCUACCCUCUCCCGAAAGAGCAGCAGCACCAGCCUGAGCCGUACCAACUCCAGGAGAGGGGUGUCCUAACAUCUCUCCCCCUGAAGCAAAGCAAGAGUAGCACAGGACUAAAGGGAGGCGGGGGGGUGAUUGGGGGGGGGGGGAGUCAUCAAGCACUCCCACAUACACACAAACAAAGGUGUGUUUAUCUGCAUCUGUGUGUGUGUGCGUGUGCGUGUGAGGCCUUGAGGGUAUGUGUAAUCCACUCUCCUGGACAUAGUAGCUUAAUAAGGACAGGAAGACAAAGAUCUGAAUCGCAGACAAGGACAACAUAAUGAAGAGAGCUUCUCUCAGUAUUACGAGGAAAACUGUGUUGUUACACGUCCCUCCUUAAAGGGCACAGAAACAUUUUUGCUCAGCCAUGAAGAAGCAAUAGAUUUUUUUUGCCACUAUUGUCUCUGCCUUCAUACUGCCUUGUAGAGACAAGCGUCGGUUAGGAAGCUUAGGAAGGUACCACAAGCUGUGAAGCAGAGGGGUGAGAUAUUGCUGGAACGAGUCCCCCGAGCGAGGGAGCUGUUUUGGUUUCUCUGUGGCGAUAAUCCAAUGGGAACGGGUCUGCUGGGCCCGUGGAGCUGUACAUUACAUCUGCAGAGUGCGUGUCAUGGAGUCUGACUCCGCCCUUCCUCCUGAACCGCUCGAAGUCCCAGGGAUGAUUUAAGAAGAGGCGGCUCAUUCUUCAUGGACAAAACAAGCUUGAAGCUAAGGACCAGUACUGUGACUGUGUGUUUGUGUGUGUGUGUGUGUACGCUUGUGUGUGCUCGUGUGUGUGUGUGCUGAAAUGAACAUGUGUGUAUUAUGUGUGCGGGGUGUAUGCGUAUAUGAACUUGCAUGUGGUGUUUGCGUAUUCAGACUGGAUAUGUUUGUAUGUUUGUUUGUAUGUGUAUGUGGAUGCCAUGUGUGCUAUUGAAAAGCGUGUGUGUUGGGUGUACAUGUAUGGAGUGUGUGUGUAUGAGUGUAAGGUGAGUAAAUGCCUGUAGGGCGUGUGUGUGUGUGUGUGUAUGAAUAGGUGUGUCGUGGGGGUGCGUAUAUAAGUGGGUGUGUGUGAGAGUGGGAUAUGUGUGUGUGUGUGGGGUGAGUGUGUAUGUGUGUAUGUGUGUGUGUGUGUGUGUGUGGGGUGAGUGUGUAUGUGUGUAUGUGUGUGUGUGUGUGUAGGUGAGUGUGUGUGUGUGUGU
Molecule: messenger RNA, 4736 nt
Organism: Anguilla rostrata (American eel)
Lineage: Eukaryota; Metazoa; Chordata; Actinopteri; Anguilliformes; Anguillidae
Product: arf-GAP with GTPase, ANK repeat and PH domain-containing protein 2-like
Exons: 19
Coding region: 100-3594 (1164 amino acids)
Biological process (GO): activation of GTPase activity; negative regulation of neuron apoptotic process
Cellular component (GO): nucleus
Molecular function (GO): protein binding; GTPase activator activity; GTP binding
Source: RefSeq, a predicted model, not a curated record